Linum trigynum is the source of this 3784-nucleotide messenger RNA. NCBI's taxonomy places the organism in Eukaryota, Viridiplantae, Streptophyta, Magnoliopsida, Malpighiales, Linaceae. The record is from the annotation of a GenBank genome assembly.
GUUGAAUUAUUGAGAUGCAUUGAUUCUAUACUAUGUGGUGUCAUGGGAAGCUAUGUUUUUCACUGUGUUGGAGAAAGGGUACAGCAGACAUUGAGUGAGCCCUAUAAGUUUGGUACUAUGAAAGAACCAAAGGGCAAAAUCCAAUAGAAGCUUUAGGGUACGUACGUGCAUAAUAAUACCCCAACGGGACCUUAAAUAAGUGAUGGACAAAUGAAAAGAGGAUCCCCUCUACAAGUUUUUAUGAUCAAUAAUCAAAAUAUCAGAGAGAUACCGUAACAACCGGCUUACUCCUAGAAUAUAUUGUACUCAAACGAUUUGUUGUUGGGUGUAUAUUUGUUGUACCUGAAAAUCAUAAUUGUUUAUUGCUAUUUUUACUACUUAGCGAAUAGAGCAUUUAGAUUUAUCCAUUAGAGGUUAUGAUAUAAUAUUAUUACGGGUAAAUAUAUUAUUACCCAAAACCGGUUUAAUUCAUGGUCUAGACAGAGAUGUCCCACUAGAAGUACUCGGAAUAUCGUCUAUAUAUAUAUCAGUAUUGAUGAAUUUGUAUUGAUGAAUUUGGAGUUCCGCUACUAUGCUCAUAAAUAUCAGUAUUGAUGAAUUUGUAUUCAAGAUUUCUAUAGAAAAAGAAAAGAACUUUCCAAACAUGUCAAUUAGAGUUUAUAGAUGAUAUUUAUCAAAAGAGAAAUGUGUAUUCCCUAGAAACUGACAUAUGUAGUUAGUGCAUUUUACAAAAAAAGAGAAAAACCAGCAUUGAUCCUAACAUAUAUAUGCAGAUACUCAUAUGAUGAUAAGAGAACAACAAAAGGGUAAACCCACAAAAGCGAUGGUUGCCCACUUGGCUGCAAAACGGUUGGCCGCGUCAAAAAAUAUAAGGCCUGCAAUUGUGCAAUUGCAAUCUCUAUAGAAUAAUAGGUCACAAUCGACGACAAAGAAAUUGACUGAUGAUGAUACCAAAAAUUUGUGCAUGUCAGCCAUUAGACACUAAACCCUAAUGUCUAUUCGCUGAUGGAAUAUGGAUUCUACCUAUCAUAAUAGGAUUGAUGGCAACGAAACUAAAUGGUAAUGAUAUAAGAUUGAUUAAUUCUCGUGUAUUCCAUUCAAACUAUAUCGAUAUUCUUCCACUUUAUGGGAGUCUUCGAUUGAGAGUUUUCACAUAUUCAAAACCUAAUAAGUCCCUGUAUUAUUAUGAAUUAACUUACCUACAAGUGAUGUUGGAUAUGUACAACUUUUGAGUUUACGAGUUGAGUUUCAUACGAGAUCGCAGUACUAUUUAUGAUCUGGUCAAAGUAAUCAGAGUAGAUAAGAUAAAAAAUGAUAAAAAGCGAUAAAUGGAGGUCUGGAAGAGAUGGAAACCAGAUUCAAACGGAGCCGGACAUGCAAACGAAUAAAGAUGAUGGGCUCAUACGGUACCCUAAUGAUAGAUAUGUACAAAUUUUAAGCUUAUUACGAGCUUACUUUCAUUUGAGAUCGCGACAACAUCUGAUGCUAUAAACCAAACGAGUCUCAUUAACUCGAGUUGUUGGGACAGGUACAUAUACGAUACUUAACCACUUUUCGACAUUCCAAUUUCCACAUGUUCAAAGUAAUUUGGGGGAAGAAAAGGAAGAGAGAGAAGUGGAGGAGGGAGAGUGGAACUAGAUUCGAAGGGAGCUAGACAUGCAAAUGGAUAGAGAGGGUCGGCUCGAACCCUAUCAUUGGCGUCUCACAAGUGGUAAAUUGAUAUAUAUUGGUGACAGACAGCCAAACAUCAUUUUAGUGCUUUCUUUUUUGUUGUUUUGGCAUUUUGUCGCUCUCUUUUCUUUCACCAAAAUGCAUAGGAAUUGUCCUUCCUUCUUCAGGACCCCCACCUCCCAGUGAAAAUGACUCUUCCCUGCUAUGAAGCCCCGUGGGAAGAAAAAAAAAAAGCCAGUGAUGAUGAAUAGCAUUCCAGGUGUGGAGAGCGAUGGAGCACUUCAUAGCCCAUUUAUUUGCAUUUAUAUGUGGGAAUGAUAAUAUGCAUCACGUCCUGAAUUCAAAUGUUUGGAGUAAAAAAUCAUCAUCAUGAUAAAAUGCAUAUUCAGGAUAACUAAUUACUAAUCCAGUUAAGACUUCAGCGGAUUCCUACCUGAAUGUAAAUUCACCGUCCAAAUAGGAAAGUGGAUUAAUUUGGUCGUAUUAUCAUAUCAUGUUGUAUGCUUCUUAGAUAGAACACAAAGUGUGUCAAGAACCAGUGGAUCCCAAUAACUCGAGUUGUUGGGAGAGGUUCAAUCGUGGAUCAUAUACCACAACACUAACACACGCGUCCCCUCAAACGAAAACCACUCACAAGGGCGCUUGAAGUUUUGCACGGGUGCUGAAGACUAAGAAUACCACGUGCUUAACAAAUGGGGGGUCACCGGGAAUCGAACACAAGACCUCUCGGUCACAGAAGGCUGUGGUACCAUGUCGAGAACCAGUUGCUCUCAAUAACUCGAGUCGUUGAGAGAGAUUCAAUCGUGGAUCAUACAUAUCAGCAGUAAUACCACAACACUGACAUACGCCCCGCCUCAAACGAAAGUCAUUCAUAAGGACGUGAAAUUUGCACAUGUCUGAAGAUAAGAAUACCAUGUGCUUAACAAAUGUGCCCUACGAAAGGCUACAACUACUACGUACGUACCGAGUCCCCCAUGUACGUAUUAAACUACGUACACUCACUUCAUUAGUAUUAAGAAAAAAACAACAACAAUACACCAUAUCUCCUUUUGUCUUUUCUUUUUCACUCCAUCUAUCUAGCUAAUAGUUAUAGCUCCUUUCGUCUGUGGUCCUUCCCUCGAUGCACUAUUUAGCAGCCAAGCCUCUCCCUCCCCACGCGUCUCAUUUUUUUGUUUCUUCCAUAUAGCCCUUUUGGCCUUUUGCUCUGUGUCCUCUUUUUCACCCUUUAUGGCGAGGGCACUGGAGGCUGCCGGGAAGAGGAGCCUGAAAGAGAUAGAGGACGAAGACGACGACGACCUGUCGGCGGCGGCCGACGAAGCACAGCUCCUGGGUCAGUUCGGGGUCGACGUUGUGGUGGACAAGAAGAUGAAGAAGGGCAAGAAAGUUGGAGCCGCGAGUAGUUCCUCCGCCGCCGCCGGCGGCGGAGGAGGAGGUGGGUCAUUAAUGUCGCCGGCGGUUAGCUGCCAGGCGGAGAACUGCAGCUCCGACAUGGCCGGGGCGAGGAGGUAUCACCGGAGGCAUAAGGUGUGCGAGGUCCACGCUAGGGCUCCCGUCGUGCUUGUUGCUGGAACCCAUCAGCGCUUCUGCCAGCAAUGCAGCAGGUUCCACGAGUUGUCGGAGUUCGACGACACCAAAAAGAGCUGCAGGAGGCGUCUGGCCGGCCACAACGAACGCCGCCGGAAAAGCUCGACUGAAGGGUACAAUUGAGCUCAAUCCCCAGUUCCCACCACCACCACCACCACCAUCUAUGCAUUAGUAUGCCCUACCUAAUCUGCCUGAAAUUGGCCAGUAAUAAGUUGCUCUCUCUCUUCUGUCAAGUCACCUACAAUCCUUAGUCCCUAAUCUGCAUUUGGGAAUUUGUAUCUAAUAAUGUAUGCAAGCUUGUUUUCACAAUGUAAUUAGUGGCAUUCCAAUGCCUUAUUCCAAACCCAGACGACUGUUUUGCAGUUAGAAUCUGGGAACUGAGUGAUAUCUAUCUCCUGUACCUUUUCCUGCAAAAUACUGAAGCCGAAAGACCAUAAAUAAUGCACUAGUUUAGGCAAUUAAGUGGCGAAGAGCAGAACUUGCAGGCUUAAAGAAUGCAGCAUGUAGUUAAUCAAUGGGUCUAAGAACC